AUGCACCAGUUCACUUCAACGGGCAAGUUGGACUUCGAGACUGUUAUAAAAAGUCUGGAUUACCUCGAGCAAGUAACCAAGGAGACAUUGCGGCUCUACCCUCCGGGUCUUACCUUCGUGACGAGACAAGCCAAGGAUGACUUCGCCUACAAGGGCACACAGUUCAAGGCCGGGACGUGCUUCAUGGUGCCGUUAUACCAGAUCCAGAGGGACCCACGCUUCUGGCCUGAACCUCUGCAGUUCAACCCUGGCAGGUUUGCCCCCGAAAACGACGCUGAGCUGAUAAAGGCUGCGUAUAUGCCUUUCGGCGUGGGGCCGCGAAACUGCGUCGGCAAAAGCAUGGCCAUGCUAAAGCUGAAACUGGCGAUGGCAAAGCUGGUGCUCAAGUACCGCCUGGAGCUUGGCCCUUCGCAAAUGGGUCAAAUGGACAUCAAUUCACGUGCGAUGGUGUCGACACCUGCGAGAGGACCGUGGAUCAUCAUUCGUCACAUCAGUAACCGCCUAUAGUAAUGUUUAAUCAUGAACGUUUACGAACUAGCCCAACUCGCGAUGUGGUUGCCUGUUGCAACGUCCGUGUCUGAAACUUUCGCAGCGAACAUGUCAUCCACACUCCAAGGGCACGUAUACCUACAGGCGGUGACACACGAAUUGGCGAUCAUGAAAUGGCGCUGGCCCUACCAUUUUGACGCUUCGCUGUAAAGCAAUCUUCCCUAUCGCUGUGAACGGCCGUAUGCUU
This is a messenger RNA of Rhipicephalus sanguineus (brown dog tick), 736 nucleotides long. Its product is annotated as cytochrome P450 3A15-like. NCBI's taxonomy places the organism in Eukaryota, Metazoa, Arthropoda, Arachnida, Ixodida, Ixodidae. The transcript is spliced from 5 exons. Bases 1 to 507 code for a protein of 168 amino acids. Gene Ontology annotation, molecular function: heme binding; iron ion binding; monooxygenase activity. The record is from RefSeq and is a predicted model, not a curated record.